Geosmithia morbida is the source of this 1209-nucleotide messenger RNA. RefSeq names its product CubicO group peptidase, beta-lactamase class C family. The record is from RefSeq and is a predicted model, not a curated record. Lineage: Eukaryota; Fungi; Ascomycota; Sordariomycetes; Hypocreales; Bionectriaceae. The coding region runs from base 1 to 1209 and encodes 402 amino acids. The transcript has 4 exons.
AUGAGCUCUCUCUCCUCCAAAGCUAUUGGAGACCUCAAGAGUCUCCUUGACGUAGCUACCUCCGACAAGGACACCGGCCUUCCUUGUGUGGGCGCUGUCGUUGUAGGUAAUGGGCGUCAUUGGGCCACUGAGCUAUUCGAGCAAGUCGACGACAAAGCCGACUUCUAUUGGCUUGCCUCGUGUACCAAGCUGGUGACGUCGAUUGCAUGUCUUCAGCUUGUUGAGAAGGGUGUACUGGCGCUCGACGAUGCUGACCAAGUUGAGCGGCUAUGUCCCGAACUGAAGGAUAUCAGGGUCGUCAACAGAGACGGGGCCCUCGAGGAUAAGGAAGGACGCAUCACCUUGAGAAUGCUUCUGACACAUACCGCCGGGUUCGGAUACUCGUUUAUGAACCUGUCACUGGCCAAGUACAGGGAAGGUCAGACUCCGUUUGACGAGAUGUCCGGUUCCAUGGAGGACAUGCUCCAGCCCCUUGUCAAUCAGCCGGGAAGGACCUUUGAGUACGGAAUAUCGCUCGAUUGGGCCGGCAUAUUGCUCGAGCGCGCUACUGGACAGAAGCUCAGCGAGUAUAUGCGGGAGUCAAUCUUUGAGCCUCUCGGAAUCGAAGAGAUGACAAUGUUCCCCUCAAAGGAUCUCCAGGCUCGUGUUGCCGGGCUAUGGAAUCGUGGCGAGGAUGGUGUAGUCCGGCCAGGUCCCCUUCACCUAGACAAGUGGUUCAACGCUACCAGCCCCGAUGAUGCAUUCAACAGCGGCGGUGCAGGGCUCUGUGGGACUUUACGAGACUUCUCCAAGAUCCUCGUGACACUGCUCAACAAUGGCACGUCGCCAACUACAAACAAGAAAAUCUUGAAGCCAUCUACAGUCGAUGACCUUUUCACAAACCAACUCCCGGACCAGCCUGACUUUGCCAGGCGUCCGCUUCCUACAUGUAAGCCCUGGGUGACCUCGGCGGCACCGGAGCUGUACCCGUUUUGCCCGCCAUCUAAACCCCAGGGAUGGGGGCUCGGGGUCAUGUUGUCACCCAGUAUCACCGGACGCUCGGACACAGCAGCUCACUGGUUUGGGGUCUCUAACUUGUUUUGGUGGUGUGAUAGGGAGAAGGGGGUUGCGGGCAUAGUGGGAUCCCAGAUACUUCCGUUCUCGGACCCUCAGGUCGUUGAGCUUUGGGCUCAGGUCGAGUCCAAAGUGUACGAAGAUGUCAGUAAAUAG